Messenger RNA from Pocillopora meandrina, 1592 nucleotides. The record is from the annotation of a GenBank genome assembly. NCBI's taxonomy places the organism in Eukaryota, Metazoa, Cnidaria, Anthozoa, Scleractinia, Pocilloporidae.
AUGAGCAUAAAGGACCAGAGGAACAGUGGGCAUCGCAAACCAGUGGCGCAAUGGGUGCAGAGGAGCAGUGGAACAGUGGGUACAGAGGACAAGAGGAACAGUAAAACAGUGUGUACAGAGUACCAGAGCAGCAGGGGCACAGAAGACUAGUGGAACAGUGGGAACAAAGGACCAGAGGAACAGUGGGCAUAGAGGACCAGUGGAACAGUGGGUACAGACAACCAGUGAAACAGUGGGUAUGGAGGACCAGUGGGGUACAAGGGACGAGAGGAACAGUAACUAAAAGAGGACCAGUGGAAACAGAGGACGAGAGCAACAGUGGGAACAGAAGAACAGUGGGUACAGAGGACCAGAGCAACAGUGGGUACAGAGGACCAGAGUAUCAAUGGGUACAGGGACCUGAGGAACAAUUACACCAGAUGAACAGUGUGCACAGAGGACCAGUGGGUACAGAGGACGAGAGGAACAGUGACAACAGAAGAACAGUGGGCACAGAGGACCAGAGGAACAGUGGGUUUGAGCAGCAGUGGGUACAGUGGACCAGUGGGUGCAGAGGAGGAGAGGGAGAGGGAGGACAGAGGAGGAGAGGAACAGUGGGGACAGAGGAACAGUUGGUUUAGAGGACCAGAGGAAUAGUGGGUACAGAGGACCAGUGGGUACAGAACUGUACCCACUUCUCCUCUGUUUACACUGUUCCUCUGGUCCUCUUUACGUUCUGUUCCUCUGAUCCUCUGUUCUGGUCGGUUCAGAGGACCAGAAGACCUGUAGCUAUAGAGGACCAGAGGACAUAGAGGACCAGUGGGUGCAGAGGACAUGAGGAACAGUGGGUAAGAGGACCAUUGGGCACAGUGGACCUGGGGAACAGUGGGUGAGAGGACUAGUUGGUACAGGGACCAGUGGGAACAGAGGACGGACAAGAUAAAUAGUGAGAACAGAGGAACAGUGAGCCCACUGGCUCAGUAGGUACAGAGGACUAGAGGACCAGUUGGCAUAGAGGACCAGAGGAACAGUAGGAACAGAGGACCAGAGGACCAGUGGGAACAGACGACCAGUGGGUGCAGAGGACCAGAGGAAUGGUGGGAACAGAGGAACAGAGGAACAGAGGAACAGUGGGAACAGAAGACCAGAGGGUACAGAGGAUCAGAGGAACAGUGGGAACAGGGGAGGAGAGGAACGGAAGGAACAGAGGACCAGUGGGAACAGAGGACCAGAGGGUAGAGGGUAGAGGGUACUAGAGGAACAGUGGUUACAGAGGACCUGAGGAGCAAUGUGAACAGAGGACCAGAGGAACAGUGGAAACACAGGACCAGAGGACCAGUGGGAACAGAGGAUCAGAGGAACGGAAGGAACAGAGGACCAGUGGGAACAGAGUACCAGAGGAAAAGUGGGAAGGGAGGACCAGUGGGUGCAGAGGACCAGAGGGACAGUUGAAACAGAGGACCAGAGGAACAGUGGCCACUAAAGACCAGUGGGUACAGAGGAGCAGAGGAACAGUGGGUACAGAAGACCAGUUGGUACAGAGGAACAGUGGGAUCAGAGGACCAGUGGGUACAGAGGACCAGAGAAAAAGUGGGAACAGAGGACAUGAAGAA